AUGAAGUUGCAGGGUGCCAGGCGGAUGGCCCUGGCGGCCUUACACAUUCUGCCCCUUACCAGCCAUGUCUAUGCGCUUGACCUAGAUGUUAACGAUCAGGAAUCGAUCAAAAAUGCCGCGAGCGAGACCACGUGGAAUAUGAUGACUUUCUAUACUCAAAAUGGGACAGACAAUCCAGGCUUCAUCUCAAGGUCCUGGUGGACAGGCGCGGCUUUAUUCCUCGCCUGUCUGAAUUAUUGGCAUGCGACAAAUGACACAACCUAUAACGAGGAGGUUUCUAUCGGAAUGCAACACCAGGGUGGUACGGACAAUGACUAUAUGCCUUCGUGGGCAAUCGGUGUUGGAAACGAUGAUCAAAUGUUCUGGGGCCUAGCGGCGAUUACCGCGGCGGAGAUGAAGUUCCCGAAUCGGCCAACUGGCGCCACAUGGCUCACGCUCGCACAAGGCGUGUUUAACAACCAGAAGAGCACACAAGGAAACGGGUGGGAAACCAGUAUCUGUGGAGGUGGCCUUCGAUGGCAAAAAGAGAGCUGGCAGAGUGGCUAUACUAUGAAGAACUCGGUGUCAAAUGGUGGCUUUUUCAUGCUUGCGGCCCGUCUCGCAUGGUAUAACCAGGAACAGGACUAUGCUACGUGGGCAGAGAAGGUCUGGGACUGGUCCACCACCGUGAAUUUGGUUAAUAAUAAGACCUGGGCAGUGGGAGAUAGUGUUAGAGCUGGAACCGGAGGCCCUGAUGGCUGCAGUCUUCCCGACAACACCCGAUGGACCUACAAUUAUGGUGUCUAUCUGUCAGGCGCCGCUUACAUGUACGCCUAUACAAACGACUCCAAAUGGCUGGACCGAACAACCAAUCUGAUGGAUUCAUUAUAUUCCACAUUUUUCCAACCCAAACAUGGAGGUGUUAUCACAGACUUUACUUGCGAAGAUUCCGACAUGUGUUAUAAAGAUGCAAAUGGGCCACUUUUCAAAGGCCUCACAGUAUCGUGGCUUGCAGAUAUUGCAUUGUUGAUUCCUUCUCUUCGUGACCAAAUUCUGCCACGACUUCAAACCUCUGCUGAAGGUGCUGCAAAUUCGUGUACCGGCAAUGACAAGGGCCAGUGUGGUAAUCGCUGGUAUGGUGGGUAUGACGGCCAAUAUUCAAUGGAAAAUGCCAUCAGUGGUAGCCAGAUCAUGAGUGCUGUCAUGCUGAAAUUCAUGGACUCUUCCUCCGGUCCAGUUUCGACUGCCACAGGAGGCAACGGCACAAGCGAUCCGAAUGCCGGUACUGGAACAAGCGAAACAACUGCGCCACUGCCUGCUAUUACAACAGGAGACAAAGCAGGAGCUGGAAUCCUGACUGUGAUCAUUGUGGCCGGUAUGGUAGGCGGGGUGGCCUUUCUGUUUAUAGAUUCUGUCUAG
Molecule: messenger RNA, 1398 nt
Organism: Penicillium macrosclerotiorum
Lineage: Eukaryota; Fungi; Ascomycota; Eurotiomycetes; Eurotiales; Aspergillaceae
Product: glycoside hydrolase family 76 protein
Exons: 4
Coding region: 1-1398 (465 amino acids)
Biological process (GO): fungal-type cell wall biogenesis; carbohydrate catabolic process
Molecular function (GO): mannan endo-1,6-alpha-mannosidase activity
Source: RefSeq, a predicted model, not a curated record